AUCACGUGCUCCGGUCCUUUAGCCCGGAUCUCGGCCAAGCGGGUUGCCUGUGGCCGUCGCGUGUUGGUGAUGCUUCACUAAAUCGCAUUGCCGUCUUCUUGAAGAUUUUUUCUUUUUCCAAAGCUGAGUAGUAAACUCCAUCGCCGCGAUGCCUGCGUAUUUCCAGCGCCCCGAGAACGCUCUCAAGCGGGCGAACGAAUUUCUUGAGGUGGGCAAGAAGCAGCCUGCUCUUGAUGUUCUUUAUGACGUGAUAAAGAGUAAAAAACAUCGAACAUGGCAGAAGAUCCACGAACCGAUUAUGCUGAAGUAUCUGGAGCUCUGUGUGGAUCUUCGCAAGAGCCACCUGGCCAAAGAGGGCCUCUACCAGUACAAGAACAUCUGCCAGCAGGUGAACAUCAAAUCCCUGGAGGAUGUGGUCAGAGCCUACCUGAAGUUGGCUGAGGAGAAGACAGAAAUGGCCAAAGAGGAAUCUCAGCAGAUGGUGCUGGACAUCGAGGAUCUGGAUAACAUUCAGACACCAGAGAGCGUCCUCCUAAGUGCCGUCAGUGGAGAAGAUACCCAAGACCGAACAGAUCGGCUGCUGCUGACUCCUUGGGUCAAAUUUCUGUGGGAAUCUUACAGGCAGUGCUUGGAUUUGCUCCGCAACAACUCGAAAGUGGAGCGUCUCUAUCAUGAUAUUGCACAGCAAGCCUUUAGAUUCUGCUUACAGUACACACGAAAGGCAGAAUUUCGAAAACUCUGUGACAACCUAAGGAUGCAUUUGGGCCAGAUUCAGCGUCACCACAACCAGAGCACUGCUAUUAACUUGAAUAAUCCAGAGAGCCAGUCCAUGCAUUUGGAGACCAGGCUGGUUCAGUUGGACAGUGCUAUUAGCAUGGAGCUUUGGCAGGAAGCCUUUAAGGCAGUUGAGGAUAUCCAUGGAUUGUUCGCUCUUUCUAAGAAGCCUCCCAAGCCUCAGCUUAUGGCAAACUAUUAUAACAAAGUUUCCACCGUGUUUUGGAAGUCGGGCAAUGCUCUUUUUCAUGCCUGUACCUUGCAUCGUCUCUACCACCUGUCCAGGGACAUGAGAAAGAAUCUGACUCAGGAAGAAAUGCAGAGAAUGUCUACUCGUGUGCUUCUGGCCACACUGUCCAUUCCCAUCACUCCUGAGCGUACUGAUAUUGCUCGUCUAUUGGAUAUGGAUGGCAUCAUUGUUGAAAAGCACAGGCGGUUAGCUACCCUCUUGGGUUUGCAGUCCCCUCCUACCCGUCAGUCUCUUAUUAAUGAUAUGGUUCGCUAUAAUUUGCUGCAGUACACUGUUUUGGAGGUGAAGGAGUUGUAUAAUUGGCUGGAAGUGGAAUUUCACCCUUUGAAGCUGUGUGGCAGAGUAACAAAGGUUUUGAACUGGGUGAAGGACCAGACUGAAAAGGAACCUGAGCUGCAGCAGUAUGUGCCUCAUUUACAGAACAACACCAUCCUCCGUUUACUCCAGCAGGUGGCUCAGAUAUACCAGAGUAUAGAGUUUAGCCGUUUGGCUUCCCUUGUCCCUUUUGUGGAUGCUUUCCAGUUAGAGCGGUCAAUUGUUGAUGCAGCAAGACACUGUGAUCUUCAGGUGCGUAUUGAUCACACCUCUCGAACACUGAGUUUUGGGUCUGAUCUGAACUAUUCCACCAAGGAGGAUUCCCCCGUUGGACCCUUCCUUCAGAACAUGCCUUCUGAGCAGAUAAGAAACCAGCUAACCGCUAUAUCUUCGGCCCUGACUAAAGCCAUUGACGUUAUCAAACCAACAAGCAUACUGCAAGAGCGAGAAGAGCGCCAUCAACAGGCAAUCACAGCCUAUUUAAAAAACUCCAGAAAGGAACACCUUCGAAUCCUUGCUCGCAGACAAACCAUCGAGGAGCGUAAGGAACGCCUUGAAAGCCUCAAUAUCCAAAGAGAGAAAGAGGAAUUGGAACAGCGAGAGGCAGAGCUGCAGAAAGUACGCAAGGCUGAGGAGGAGCGAUUGCGUCUUGAGGCGAAAGAGCGGGAGAAGGAACGCAUUAUGCAGGAGCACGAGCAAAUCAAGAAGAAGACCGUGCGAGAGCGCCUUGAGCAGAUUAAAAAGACAGAACUGGGAGCCAAGGCCUUCAAGGAUAUUGACAUUGAGGAUCUUGAAGAGCUGGAUCCUGACUUCAUUAUGGCUAAACAAGUGGAGCAGCUGGAGAAAGAAAAGAAGGAACUACAGGAGCGACUGAAGAACCAGGAAAAGAAGAUUGACUAUUUUGAAAGAGCUAAGAGACUGGAAGAGAUACCUCUGAUUAAAAAGGCUUACGAAGAGCAAAGAGUGAAAGACAUGGAGUUGUGGGAGCUGCAGGAGGAGGAACGGAUCAACAUCAUGAAAGUGGAACGAGAAAAAGCAUUGGAGCACAAAGAAAGACUCUCAAGAAUGCUGGAAGAUAAGGAUUACUUCUUAUCAAAAAUUAAAGCUGCUCGCCGCUCUGUUUAUGAGGAAAAACUCAAACAGUUCCAAGAAAGGCUGAUUGAAGAGAGAAAGAGGCGUUUGGAAGAACGUAAAAAACAACGAAAGGAGGACAGACGCAAUGCAUAUUAUAGAGAAAAGGAGGAAGAAGCCCAGCGUCUGCACGAAGAGGAGCUAAAAAGAGAGAGAGAGGAGAAGGAGCGCGUUGAGCGUGAGCAGCGCGAAGAGGAAGAGCGAGUCUAUCAGGAACGCCUGCGGAAGCUGGAGGAGCAGGAGAAGAAACAGCGUGCCCGCCAGCUUGAGAUUGAGGAACGAGAGCGCCGCAAAGAGGAAGAGAGGAGAGUACCAGAGGAUAAAAGCUUUUCAAAGGACACCGCUCAGCGAUGGCCUGACAGAGAUGACGGUGGCUGGAGAAAGAAAACUGAAGGUGGGGACUCUGACUGGCGUCGGCCUGGCACGGAAAGUAAAGAAUGGCGACAAGAUGGUGGUGAAGAAGAAAAGCCAAACCAAGAUGAAGACCAGGAUUCAGGUCUUAAGCGUAGUGGUGAUGAAAAAGUACCUAAACGAGGCUUUGAUGAGGACCAUGGCCCCAGACGAGGCUUUGAUGAGGACCGUGGCCCCAGGAGGGGCUUCGACGAAGACCGUACGCCAAGACGGGGCUUCGAUGAAGACCGUGCCCCUAGGAGAGGCUUCGACGAAGACCGCGGGCCAAGGCGGGCCUUUGACGAGGACCGCGGCCCCAGGAGAGGCUUCGAUGAAGACCGUACGCCAAGGCGGGCCUUCGAUGAAGACCGCGGCCCCAGGAGAGGCUUCGAUGAAGACCGCGGCCCCAGGAGGGCCUUUGACGAUGACCGCGGGCCAAGGAGGGCCUUUGAUGAUGACCGCGGGCCAAGGAGGGCCUUUGACGAUGACCGCGGGCCAAGGAGGGCCUUUGAUGAUGACCGCGGGCCGAGGCGGGCCUUUGAUGAUGACCGCGGGCCGAGGCGGGCCUUUGAUGAUGACCGCGGGCCGAGGCGGGCCUUUGAUGACGACCGCGGGCCGAGGCGGGCCUUUGAUGACGACCGCGGCCCCAGGAGAGGCUUCGACGAUGACCGUGGCCCGAGGCGGGCCUUCGACGAUGACCGUGGCCCGAGGCGGGCCUUCGACGAAGACCGUGGCCCCAGGAGAGGCUUCGACGAAGACCGUGGCCCCAGGAGAGGCUUCGACGAAGACCGUGGCCCCAGGAGAGGCUUCGACGAAGACUCUGGCACAAGAAAGGAUGAAGAAGAUGAAAAAGGAUCUAUACGUGGGGAAGAUUCCAGAGCAACUCCUUGGAAACCACUUGGCAAACCAGGUGGGUGGCGAGAGCGAGAAAAGGCUCGUGAAGAAAGCUGGGGUCCCCCACGUGACAUGGGGGGCUCAGAAGAUAGGGACAACAGUCACGGAGGAGAAGAGGAAGAAGACCUUGAUCGUUUCAGAGAGCGGCGGGCACCAAGGGAGGAAGGUAGCAGUGUCUGGCGACGAGGUGGAACCGGGGAAACCAGCAGCUGGCGAGACUCUCCUCGGAAGGAUGACUGGGACCGUGGUGAUCGUGAAAGACGUGACGAUCGUGACCGGCGCGAGACAAGAGACAGACGAGAUGACCGUGAAAGAAGAGCUCCGCCAAGAGACACUCGGGAAGAGGGGAGUACCUGGAGACGUCCCGGAGAGGAGCGAAAAGAGGAACCUCGGGAAGAGCGAGAAACCCCCCGUCGAGUGCCUCCACCCUCGCGGGAAAAGGAACCAGAGCGGGACGGAGAGCGAAACGCCUGGAGACCGGAGAAAGACAAAGAGCCUCCGCGGCGCAGCAAGAAUGAAAUCGAUGAUGAUGGCUGGACCACUGUCCGCCGCUAAGAAAACUCUCCACCUGAAUGAAAUGCUCUUCUUUCUCCCUUUUGAUGUAUAUGCCAGAACCUUGGUCUCUUAAGUCCCUCAGCUUCAUAUUUUCAGAUUGCGUGCCAUUGGAAAGCAGAGGGAGCUCUUAAUAAUCAUGUGCCGUUUAGCCACUGGCAAUGGGUAAGGUUGGCACAAAUGGUUUGCUUUGUGUAGACGUUGCCUUUUGUUGAUAAGUGAAAAGCGCUUACCAUCAAAGCCCUUGCACACAUCAAUGGCCUUCAUUUAAAGAUUUCUGCUGCUUGAUUGGGGAGCGCAGGCUCCUGGUGCAAACCCUUCACGUGUGGGAGAGACGGAUUGCUCUCUGCUGAUUGGAUGAUGCAGGAGCCGAAUGCAGUGUUUGGUCCGGGGGGGGAGGGGGGCACAUGUGAGGCGUUUCUCACUUUUUGAUAUGGUUGGUAGGUACACUUGUUGUUACGCCAAGCGUGUGGCACUUGCAUUCCCAGACUUCCUCUCUGGCUUUCAGAUUAUUCAAAUCAUUUUUCAUCAAGUUAUUUACUUGCCUAAGGAUAUUGGUAAAAUAAUAUUUUAUAUAAAGUGUGAAGGUCACACAUCGUAUUCCAAGGCUCCUGUGUUUUAACCGUAAGUUCUUCAGCUUCACAUGUUGCUAGUAGUACUUGUGUUGGCAUUAAUAAAAUAAUAAAAAUGAAAAACUGACCAGGCUGCAUGGCUUCUAGGUGUUUAAUUUAAAAGAAUUAAUAAAGCUAUCUGGCAAAUGCUU
Messenger RNA from Erpetoichthys calabaricus (reedfish), 5069 nucleotides. RefSeq names its product eukaryotic translation initiation factor 3, subunit 10 (theta) (gene eif3s10). Gene Ontology annotation, cellular component: eukaryotic translation initiation factor 3 complex, eIF3m; eukaryotic translation initiation factor 3 complex, eIF3e; multi-eIF complex. Bases 149 to 4309 code for a protein of 1386 amino acids. NCBI's taxonomy places the organism in Eukaryota, Metazoa, Chordata, Cladistia, Polypteriformes, Polypteridae. The transcript is spliced from 22 exons. Gene Ontology annotation, molecular function: mRNA binding; translation initiation factor activity. Gene Ontology annotation, biological process: translation reinitiation; formation of cytoplasmic translation initiation complex. The record is from RefSeq and is a predicted model, not a curated record.